UUGGGAACAGAGUUAGCCAAGAAACUGAAUAACAAGUAGAAGGGAAAGGUAGCCCCUGCUCAUUGGGAGGUAGCCGUGGAAGCUCUGCCUUCUGCGGUUGCCAGGCAACAAAGGUAAACAGCAGGAAGUGGCAGCAUCAUGGCCACUAACUACAGCGCCAACCAGUAUGAAAAAGCGUUCUCACCCAAGUAUCUGCAGAACUGGUCUCCCGCCAAGCCAACAAAACAGAGCAUUUCUUCUCAUGAAGGCUACACUCAGAUUAUCGCCAAUGAUCGUGGUCAUCUAUUGCCUUCAGUGCCCCGUUCCAAGGCAAAUCCUUGGGGUUCCUUCAUGGGCACCUGGCAAAUGCCUCUGAAGGUACCCCCUGCUCGGGUGACCCUGACCUCCCGUACAGCGGCUGGUGCUGCCUCCCUCACCAAAUGGAUACAGAAAAAUCCUGAUUUACUCAAGGCCUCCAAUGGGCUGCGUCCUGAAAUCUUUGGCAAGACAUUUACUGAAAGCAUCCUAUGUACUAAACCUGUGCUAAACUUCUGGCGAGAAAAACUACGACAUGGUCUCUGCCCUUAAGAACUAGGGGAUCUGGUGUCAAGAUGGCCGCACAGGAGGACCCUGAACUCACCUCCUUCCACGGACACAACAAAUUUACAACUAGUCCUUGAACAAGUACCCUUGAGAGAGAACUGAAAACUGGAUAAAAAGAAUCCCCACAACAAGGGACAGUGCUGACUGAGGUGGAAGAGACGGAAAUUCCUUUCUUGAGAGGAAAAAGCCAUAUUUUAGCCACGGCGCUUCACAGCUGAGGGCAAUGUUAAGCUGCUGCUAAGGUGCUUGGUCCUUCCGAGGAAGCUAAGGCCGCGUUGGGUUGAGGCCCUCACUUCAUCCAGCAACUAGCACCAUGCCCGGCAGAGCCUGCCCAGCACUCGCCCGCACCAUGGCCUCCGACUUGGAGUUUGCCUGCAUCUACCUGGGCCUCAUCCUGCAUGAAGAUGAGGUGACAGUCACUGAGAAUAAGAUCAAUGUUCUCAUCAAAGUGGCUCUCAUCAAAGCAGCCGGCGUAGAUGUUGAAACUCUCUGGCCAGGCUUGUUUGCAAAGGCCCUGGCCAGUGUCAACACUGGGAGCCUCCCGCAGUGUAGGAGCUGGUGGACCUGCCCCAGCAGCUGGCGCUGCACCAGCAGGAGGUCCUGCGCCCUCCACCAUUGCUGCCUCAGCUGAGGAGAAGAACAUGGAAGCAAAGAAAGAACUGAGGAGUCUGAUGAUGACAUGGGCUUUGGGCUUUUUGACUAAACCUCUUGUAACACAUUCAAUAAAAAGCUGAACUCUU
Equus caballus (horse) is the source of this 1322-nucleotide messenger RNA. RefSeq names its product cilia and flagella associated protein 126 (gene CFAP126). Gene Ontology annotation, biological process: cilium organization. Gene Ontology annotation, cellular component: ciliary basal body. The record is from RefSeq and is a predicted model, not a curated record. NCBI's taxonomy places the organism in Eukaryota, Metazoa, Chordata, Mammalia, Perissodactyla, Equidae.